Drosophila suzukii is the source of this 966-nucleotide messenger RNA. It is a transcript of the gene Rpn12R, whose product is annotated as Regulatory particle non-ATPase 12-related. Gene Ontology annotation, cellular component: proteasome regulatory particle, lid subcomplex; cytosol; nucleus. Gene Ontology annotation, biological process: proteasome-mediated ubiquitin-dependent protein catabolic process. The record is from RefSeq and is a predicted model, not a curated record. NCBI's taxonomy places the organism in Eukaryota, Metazoa, Arthropoda, Insecta, Diptera, Drosophilidae.
CCCAAAUGGUUCUGUCAUUUUAAUCAAACAAAAUAUGACUUCUCGAAACUUUAGUCGUCGCUGAGCCUUUGCUGUGAUCAUGUCGAAUUUGUACAACGAGUUGAAGAACGAGUGGAGCAAGCAUGCCCCCAACUUGGCCCAUUGCUCCCAUCUUCUAGAUGGUUUCAAAUUGGAGCUGGUGCGCUCCAACUUUGGAACAAUCCAAGUCCAGUCGAGUUCGAAGCAGAAGGACCAACUAAUGAAAUCCCGAGAAAUGCUGGAGAUUGCCGUGGAACACAGCAUUACUAUAAGGGACUAUGCCGCCUUCGAGAGGUACAUGUCUCAGUUAAAUACUUACUACUACGAUUACGAUAAGUAUUUGGAGUCUUCCAAGCACAUGCACAAGUUCAUGGGUCUGAAUCUGCUCUAUAUGCUGGCCACCAAUCGCAUUGCUGACUUUCACAUCGAACUUGAGCGUUUACCGUCGGCUUUGCUGCUCCACGAUAACUUCAUCAAUCCCGUUUUGGCCCUGGAGAACUACUACAUGGAGGGUAGAUACAACAAGAUACUGCAAGCCAAGAAGUCCAUGCCCUCGGAGAUCUAUUCGAAUUUCAUGGACAUGCUGGUGAAUACGGCUCGCGAGGAGAUAGCAUCCUGUAUGGAGAAGUCCUACCUCAAGAUGGCACCCAAACAGGCUGCCCAGCGUUUGGGACUUCGUCCUGGUUCCAAGGAGCUUUUGGAUCUGGCCAAAAGUCGUCAAUGGCAGCUCGAUGAGGAGGGGAACUACGACUACGCUGGACUCCAUACCAGACCAUCGGAGAGGGUUCCUGCCAAGGACAUUGCCACCCAUAAUCUCACCUAUGCCCAGGAGCUGGAAAAAAUUGUUUAAAAAUUUUCAUUAGUUCGAUUCUUAUUCUUAAUCCUGUCAACCAGAAAAUAAUGUCCAGAAAUUAUACAUUCGACUGAAACUCAGUAAAUACCGAACCG